UUUCCCGAUUUGACAUUAGACGGUCGUGUUGUCGGGGAGUCGAAAUCUCGGGGUACGCCAGGUUCGGCCGCCGAACCAGCCACGAAGCCCAGCGUUGCGAGUGUGUCGACGGAGCCGGGCGAUGUGCUAGUCGACGUCGGUGCACCGGGGGCCGAACACGGAGCCAACAACUGCGUCGCCUACACACCUGCACGGCAGCCAGCGAGACUCGAUUCGGGCCGAAAAUGAGUCCCAGGAGCAUAGCCACUGACAAGAUCAACCUUCGGUUAAUCUUGGUCAGUGGUAAGACGAAGGAGUUUCUGUUCAGCCCGAGCGAGUCGGCUGGCGACAUCGCUCAGCAUGUUUUCGACAACUGGCCCGAAGGUUGGGCCGAGGAAGCCGUGUCCAAGGCGGAGAUCCUGCGCCUCAUCUACCAGGGCCGCUUCCUGCACAGCAACGUCACCCUCGGCGCGCUGGGCCUGCCGCUCGGCAAGACGACGGUCAUGCACCUUGUGCCCAGAGAGAAUCUUCCUGAACCAAACUCUCAAGACCAACGACAGAAGAGCAAGGGCGGCAGGAGCAGUUGUUGUUCGGCCUCGUGCUGCAUCCUGUAAGAGUGGGCGGGUCCUUAGAAGGUCCACUCGCCAAGUCCACGGUGCUAAAGACUGAACCUGUGACACGAAAGAGAUUCUCACAAGGAACAAUGUGUACAUAAUGAAAAUAGUCUCGACAAAGACAGAAGAUGUAUCUUAUAUAUGAUGAAUUCAACAUGCAAGUGCCAGCUUUUGAGUGGACACUGAGAGCUACUACGUUUUUGCAAUCAGCGGGCGAGAAACGGAUUUAUUAGUUUUUUUUUAUUAUUAUCAUCAUCGGUUGCCACUCGAAGGACUUGCGUGUGUGCCUCCGGAGGAAGAGCGGGUAGCCGGUAGCAGAGAUCACAUUGCAUUCCAUGGUUCUUUUCUCCGGGGCGGCUGCCGAGGACGAGACGACGCGGAUUUUGCUAUUACAUUUGCUCCUUGAAGCACAUCACUGUUUCUGCGAGAACGACGCAUGAGGAAGAGAAAGAGAGAGAAAGAGUGUGUGAGAGAGAGAGAAAGUUUUGAAAGAGAAACUCGCUGAUUUUGCGUAUAUUGUUGUGAUAUUUGAAUGGAUAGUGUUGUUAUAUGAAGAAAAAAAAUGAAGAAUUACUACGUAAGACAGAAAGAGAAUCCACUACUAAAUGCAGAACUAUUCUCUAUGGAUUAUAUUAAAAUGAAUUAAACCUAGCUAAAAUCAUGUAAACCGAAGACAUCGUACACGAAACAAUUUAAUAUCUCCAUUAUCGAUCCAGCAGUGUGCUUGCAAGCUAUUUGUCUGUCAACAUCGUGAUCAACUAUUUUUGCGUGUAUUAUUCCAUCUCGAAACUGUGUUUGAGUCGAUUCGUUAAUUCACCCAGUUGCUCAGACACUACCAUUUGUUUUAAUCUGUUCCUUCGACCGGGUUUUGGUAUUAAAAAAUUUAACUUUGAAUUGCGUGAAACCGAGGGAGUCGAAGCAGCAAAAGAGGGGGGCUCCUUGCGAUCUGUUACGCCCCCCUCUUUGGCGGCUGUUUCGACGCCGCAUAUCAAAAAAAUCUAUUAUUUCUUAAUGCCAGAAGUCCCCAAUGAAUUUUGAAAUUCUUGUUCUCGCUGGCUGGAUAGUGUCUGGCCAACCGCGGUUUGUUUAAAGUACCUUUUGACUGAAUUAGUAUUAUUUUACCGAGCAACAAGCCAAGUGUUCAUCAAUUCCUGACGUAAUUAUUUGUUCCAACUAGUAAAAGCCCACGCAAAAGCAACCGCAAUGUUCCGAAUUUGCAUCGCGCUUUAUAAUCACUCACGCCCACGAUAGCCAGAGCGUCUCAUAGUUAUUUUUAAAAGGACGAAAUUAAUACAAGCUUUGUGAAUUUCACGAGAACACGGACGAUGAGAAUGUGCAAAAAUGUCUGUUGCUGUGUCAAAUCUUUUCAAUUUAAUUCGCAAUCGGAUGAUAUUAAAACUUACAAUUGUAUUGAUAAUUGAAUCAAUUUUAACAAUUGCGCACGGGGUUCGAUUUUGAGUGAACGAGAAUGAUCCCCUACAUGUUUGUAAAUUUUGGUUCUUAAUAAAAACAAACAAUCUAAAAGCAAAA
Molecule: messenger RNA, 2123 nt
Organism: Cloeon dipterum
Lineage: Eukaryota; Metazoa; Arthropoda; Insecta; Ephemeroptera; Baetidae
Gene: UBL3
Product: ubiquitin like 3
Exons: 4
Coding region: 225-593 (122 amino acids)
Molecular function (GO): protein binding
Source: RefSeq, a predicted model, not a curated record